This is a messenger RNA of Cataglyphis hispanica, 1424 nucleotides long. Its product is annotated as UPF0488 protein CG14286. The transcript has 2 exons. Lineage: Eukaryota; Metazoa; Arthropoda; Insecta; Hymenoptera; Formicidae. Bases 870 to 1406 code for a protein of 178 amino acids. The record is from RefSeq and is a predicted model, not a curated record.
AGAGAAAUUUUAAAGGAUUAGAAAUUUAUUUUAAUCAAGCAUGUUUCUAGUAAUUCCUUUUAACUCAUUUCUUUUUACAAGAUCACCACAUUCUCUGUUUCUCUUCUCAAAUUAUCUCGUGUUCUCGUUAUUGAUGCAUGUAUAUUAUAAUCGUAAUCCAAUUCCAUUUUUCCUCGCUUUUUCAAGCUAUUUUCUUUUUCUUUCCGUGUAAUUAUUUUCCCUUAUCUGUACAUCCAUUUCCGAUUGUACACAAAAAAGCCCUUCAAAUAUACAUAUAUAUAGCAUUAGUAAUCAUAUAUAAUAUCUUUCUAUUCCAGCAUUACAUCAUCUCAGCACGAGCGUUAUUAAAAUUUAUACACAAAACCAUAAGAUGAUUGAUCGUGGAUUUUUUUUGAACGAUGAAAAAAAGCGAUAGAAUAAACGCGAAGUCAAAUGCACACGUUAUAUAAAUAUGUUUUAACUUUUUUUAAAUUUUGCAUAAAUAACAUAUGGAAUACAAGAAAUAAUUUGAAAAUGAAUUUGUUAUACAAGAGAAAUAAGAAUUAAUGCUCACUAUGCGCUCUUAUAAAAUCUUUCUUCUUAUUUGAAAUUUAAACUUUUCUUCCUCCGCCUGACGAUUAAUUUACAACUGUCAUUUUAAUUUAUAUAUUUAUAUCAUUGAAAGUUGCAUGAGCUUCACUUUAAGUACGAAAGAUGGCUAUACCAUCGUCGUCCUGUACCCAUAUAUAACCUAAUAUUUAUGUUUUUUACCAAAUAAUGUAAUAUAAGUAUAAUAUAUAUGUGUUUUAGUCGUAGAUCAAUUUAUGGAUGAUAUUGUGAUUUUUUUGUAAUAAUAUAAGAGAAAUAAAUUUUAUCGCGUUCAACAAAAAAUGCCACCAAAACCUUCAAUGAAUUAUAAGCGCAGUAGCAAAAGUAAGAAGAGUGUGGCGCAAACAUGUGUUCCUCCUAAAGCAGUAGAUGUGAACAGCGCAAGUGGUUUAAAUCCAGAAGUGGAGGAUAAAUUUGAAUUGGAGUUAUGUUGGUGUAUACAACAGUUAGAAGCGAGUUUAACUAGUGGCAAAUUGCAGGAGAAGCAGGCGCAGGAUCUCAAUAAACAGUUAAAUUCAUUAAAGAGUAACACUGCGCCAUUAAUAAAGAAAAGACAAAUAAUGAGAAAUGCAUUGGGGGACUAUAGAGAGAAGAUGGCCGAGGACGAACGAAAACUUAGUAGAACUGUGACAGCUGUUAAGUUUACAAAUCCUGCUUCGACAAAUAAAAGAUCAAUGUUUGUCAGGAAAGCCAUUCAACAUGAUGUACAGGAAUUCAAAGAGCAGGCAAAUGAUCAUACGCAAGAUACAAAGCCAGCUAUCAUUGACAGUAAUAAAACUCAAAUUCCAUUUCAAUUUAAUUUUCAGACAUGUCAAUAAAAUCAACUUUUAUAUUAA